This is a messenger RNA of Laccaria bicolor S238N-H82, 6870 nucleotides long. RefSeq lists its product as uncharacterized. The record is from RefSeq and is a predicted model, not a curated record. Gene Ontology annotation, molecular function: helicase activity; metal ion binding. Lineage: Eukaryota; Fungi; Basidiomycota; Agaricomycetes; Agaricales; Hydnangiaceae. Gene Ontology annotation, cellular component: nuclear RNA-directed RNA polymerase complex. The coding region runs from base 1 to 6870 and encodes 2289 amino acids. The transcript has 29 exons. Gene Ontology annotation, biological process: regulatory ncRNA-mediated heterochromatin formation.
AUGAGUCGGCGUCCCACCUGUAAAUAUCUCAACACCCCUCGCGGGUGUCGUCAAGGCGCAAACUGUAAAUUCAGCCAUGACAGCUCUGCUAUUUCCAACUCGCCCGUCGCUCGUCCCUCAGGGUCCCAAUCAAGUCCGGCUCGUUCACAUAACACGCCGGCUGGUGUGUGCAAUUUCUAUUGGUCGAGAGGAGACUGCAACCGCGGGUUCGAAUGUCGCUUCAAGCAUACAACUCCGAAUAGUUCUCAAACAACAUCCUUUAGCCAAGGCUCUGCAACUACGGCCCCCUUCUUGGCUGAAGGAGGUUUGGCCAAUAUCACUGGGUCAGGUGUAGAUGCCUUCUUUUCUAAUCCAGACCGGUCUUUAUCGCCUGCCGAAGCACAUAACCAUCUCCGGCGAUUUUUAGUUGACGACUACAGGUUUCGAAAGCCCUUCGACGUAUAUGCUUUCCUCGUUCCUUUUAACAGUGCCAAUUCUUCCAAUACUUCUUGGUCAUCUGAAGACGGAGCAUUGUUUCUUUCGACUAUUGCGACGGGAAAUGGGCUGCUUCGUCUCAACGACAUUCUCACUUGGUCGACUGUGGCUACAACAGCCGGAUCAAAUCCCGUAAUUCUCUCUUUCCAACGGGGUUACUUGCCUUUGCUGAGGUUUAUGUCGUCGAAUUUUGUUGUCAAAAGUACUUUGAGUCAUCUUGUAAAUGGCCUUUAUAUGCGCCUCCUGGACAAUUUCGAAGUGUUCAGCAAAAACGUAGAAACGUGCAUGGAUGCCAUCAUGGAAGCCCAAUCCUUCAAAGACCCAAAUGCGAUGGCUGUCAAGGAACCUAUGGGUGGUCAAGUAAUGGAUUCGUUGGCGACCAUACUUUUCGAGUGUUUGACGCGUUUCAAAAAUGCAACGGCAACAUACCCGCAACUAAUCCCGCUUGUCAAAUGUCUCUGCAGAUGGAACGAAGUUUGGGCUACUGGUGUCUCAUCAGUGACUCCAUGUUUUGACGAUGUUCUCAAGGACAACAAGGGGGUCAGGGACCAUUUCAUCUCACACCUCAAGGGUAAGAUGGAGCGCUUAGCUUCAAUCGUUGACCGUGAACAAGCGAAGUUUGACCGUAACACGACAAUGCCUACAUCCACGAAAACGUUUCAUGCAUUGAAUGAAGGGCUUUUAGCUGCCUUACACACGACCUAUGACGGUCCCGGAGUGCUUCGUGUCCAAGGGCCUAGACAUGAUAACGAUUUUGUAGACAUACAAGACAUACGUGUUGCACCAACUCAUGACGAGCUAGUUUGUCAUGCCCCACCCUUUCUACCAGCCAAUAUUUAUGGAGCUCCUCAUCCACUCCCACUGGAAAGCAUGGAGAGAUUGUUGGACAUACAGUUUAGGUUGUUGCGAGAAGAACUCAUCGCCCCGCUUCGCACCUCUGUGCAGUUGGUUCGGGACGAUAUGCUGAGUCCUCGACCCCGCACACAAUUAUCAGACAUUAUCGCCAAGAGGGGUGGCAAGUAUCGCGGGUUCGCAGAUGCCCAAGACAGCAUCAUGUUCAACGUCUACACGAAUGUCCAGUUCUCCCCAUUGACUCCAGACAAGCGUGGGCUCUCUGUUAACCUUUCAUUCGACGCUCCUCCUGGUCGCGCACGAUCAAACCGGGCGGGGGCACGGGCGGCCUUCUGGGAGAGUAUGAGCGGGAAACGGCUUAUGGCUGGUGGUCUCAUUGGACUCGUAUGGAAAUCCAGACGGAAUGUUGCCGUACAUCUUGGCACAAUUUCCAGCUCUCUACGUGACGUCAGUGAAUCCGCCAGACAGAGUGCCGACAGGGUAUCAGCAAAGAUCGUCUUCUUCGACCCCGCUGUAGAUAUCUGCAUACUCAAUGUUUUAAAAAACCCGGCAAGCGAUGACGCAAGCUUAAAGCUUCUCAUCGAAGCACCAGUAAUGUUCGAAGCGAUCCGGCCAUUCUUGGAAGCUCUGAGGGUAGAGCCAGAGUCCCUCCCAUUCAAACAGCAUCUUGUCCAGGGGCCGCCAGAAUAUUUCACGAGGAGCACCAUUGCUCCGCCCAAGUAUGCUCAGCUACCUGGCUUUGCCUAUCAGCUUGCAUCAUUAUUCUCUUCUGAGGCAGGGAUUGAUGACCUCAAGAUGGUUGUUUCCGAUCCCAAUUCUGUAGCUGCUGCACGUGAUGCGUUGAAACAAAGUCGACUGGACCCCAGUCAAGCAGAAGCUGUUGUGGAUGCGCUCACUCGGGAGGUUGCGCUAAUACAAGGUCCACCCGGCACAGGAAAGUCAUACACAGGUGUCGAACUCCUGCGCAUAUUGAAUCAACAUGCGAAACCUAUCCUUAUGAUAGCAUUCACAAACCAUGCCCUCGACCACCUUUUAACAAGUGUUUUAGACGCUGGUAUUACAAACAAAAUCGUAAGGCUGGGGUCACGGUCUUCAGAUGAAAGAAUAUCGAAGUACUCGUUGGAGACCAUGGAGACUGUCGCUGGGCAGUCACGAUUGAAUAGAACCUUUGCUUGCCAUUACCGGGAGCUGAAGCUUAUUGAGAAGGAGAUCAGCAUGUUAAUGAACAAGUUCAAGCAGACUUCGAUCUCAUCGGACGACAUUUUAGAUUUUAUCAAAGUUCAGCAUCCGGAACAUUUUGAGCACAUCCUCCAGCCACCAUCAUGGGUUUCAACACUGCGAGACAUGGAUUUAGAAGACAGUGCGGGGUGGGUUACGACAGAUCGACGUGGCAAGGCUGAGACAGAAGACAAGUCAUUCUAUGGGUUUUGGCUACGGGGUCGCGACCUUGAUUUCCUCGAUCUACAAUACGCCCCAAAGCAAGAGUCACAUCUUGCACCGUACGAGGGAGGUGUCACCACACAAAAUCGUUUUAUCCCCUUACUCGAGGACACAGAAAGCAUCGACUCUACUUUCCCUUCCAUAAGCGACAAAUCUCAGUUGGAGGAUAGUGAUGCAUCUGAUUCAGAUGAAGAGGCCCUUGAGCCAUGGGAGCGACCUGGUGCAUGGGGGGCGGAACAACCAUCCACCCCGUCCACCCCACGCAAUGUUCAGCAGGAAGCAGUGGCUACCGUUAUUGAAGAGACCGGAUCUCCAAAUGAAUCAAAUUCACACUCAUCCGACCUCUCCGAUCCCCUUCGUUUUUUCCAUGCCCUUGGGUUUCUUUCUGUCCCUGCGACUGCAUCUGGUGAACGUUCACUAAACGAUCUACUUGACGAAGGGGCCAUGUGGACAAUGUCAAGGUUGGAACGUCGUCGCCUGCAUGAUUCCUGGACAUUGUCGGUCCGAAACGAAACGUCUCAAAAUCGUUUGCGGGAGUUUGAGGACCUGCGAAGGAAACACGUCGAGAUCUUGAAGAAAUACAACGAGGGAAAGGACGAGACUCGUCGCCAACUCCUCAAAGAUGUCGACAUUAUAGGAUGCACGACAACUGGUGCUGCUAAGCUGACCACGCUUCUGAAGGGAAUUGGCCCUCGUAUCAUGCUGGUUGAAGAAGCUGGACAAGUUCUUGAGGCUCAUGUUCUAGGAAGUUUGGUUCCCUCCGUGGAACACUUGAUUCUCAUUGGGGAUCCUCUGCAAUUACGACCAACGUUGAACAAUUAUUCACUCUCAAUGGAUAGCAGACGAGGGAGUGAACUGUACAAGUUUGACAUGUCGUUGAUGGAGCGCCUUUCUUCGUCUGGUUUUCCUAUGUCACAAAUCGACGUGCAGCGACGAAUGCGUCCAGAAAUUUCAAACUUGAUCCGCGAAACUCUUUAUCCGCGGCUAAUUGAUCAUGACAUAGUCAAAGGGUAUUCGAAUGUCCGCGGUUUCACUAAAAACGUGUUUUUCUUCAACCACGACCACAAAGAAAAUGGCGGAUCUUCUGAAGAAACGACGAGCAAGUUCAACAUGUUUGAGGUUUCUAUGAUCAAAGAUUUGGUACUAUACCUUCUCAGACAAGGGACCUAUUCUCAAGAAGGAGAUAUUGUCGUGCUUUGCGCUUACCUUGGUCAGCUUGCUAAACUUCGGGAUGCUUUGUCAGAGGCAGUUGCUGUCGUGAUUGAUGAAAGGGACCAAGAGGCUUUAGCAGAGAAAGACGAAGAGAGGGAUGACCUUGAAACACAUGUGGAGCAUGUAAAAGUUUCCCGGCGGGUUCGUCUGCGCACUGUGGACAAUUAUCAAGGAGAAGAAGCAAAAAUCAUUAUUCUUUCGUUGGUUAGAAACUCGGGCGCGGUGGGCGAGGACGUACGGGGGAAUAUGAAAAGCAUUGGGUUUUUGAAGUCGGAGAAUCGCACAAACGUGGCUUUAUCCCGAGCUAAAGAAGGAUUGUACAUUCUUGGAAAUGCUGCACAAUUGGCUUCAAAGAGUCGCAUGUGGCGCGGCGUCAUUGAACAACUGGAAGCUGUCGAGAGCAUUGGAACCGCAUUUCCUAUAGCAUGCCAACGUCAUCCGACUGCUGUUGAAUAUGUUUCAAUGCCAGGGCAGUUGCCGCAAUUUGCACCGGAUGGUGGAUGCCUACGUCCAUGCGAUGCUCGACUCAAAUGUGGUCAUGUUUGCUCAUAUAAGUGUCAUCCGGAUGAUCCCAACCAUCUGGCAGUUCUUUGUUCACAAGACUGCACAAGACUAUGCUCUCGAGGACAUCCAUGCGGGAAAGAGUGCUCCCAGCCAUGUGGACCGUGCAUGUUUGAGGUGGCCGAAGUUCAACUUCCUUGUGGGCACUCUUGCCCCUCUGUACCAUGCUAUCGCCUAGAUGAUCUCGAAAAUAUCAACUGCGGCGUAAUAAUCAGGAAGGCCCUCAUAACCUGCGAACAUUUUGCAGAUAUGGCCUGCUCAGCGGAUCCUGAAAGUUACGUUUGCAAGAAGCAGUGCGGCGGCGUCACAACUUGCUGUGGGCGGGACUGUAGAGCACAGUGCCAUCAAUGCCAGAUGAAGAAUGCAACCUCCCUCGAGAAAAUGCGCAUUGAUCGCAAGAUCCAUGUCCAACAUAACUGCGAGAAGCUCCUUUAUUGCGCUCACCGAUGCUCCAAGCCAUGUUCGUUGGAUCACGAAUGUGCGACGACAUGCAACGAAGAAUGUCGUCAAAAGUGUGUUCACACCCGUUGCCGGCAAAAUUGCUCAACGCCUUGCGCACCUUGCCAAGAGCCUUGUACCUGGAAUUGUGCUCAUCAGCGUUGUCAUGUAGCCUGUGGCUCGGUUUGUGCACGAAUCCCUUGCGACAGGCGAUGUAAUAAGAAUCUGGCAUGCGGUCAUCAAUGUCCAUCUGUUUGUGGUGAAGACUGUUCGAUCCAAGUCUGUCCCUUGUGUGCUCCCAACGAGCUUCGAGCAAAAACUGUAGACCUGGUCCUUGGUCUGACUCUUGCAGAUAUCGUAGUUGAUGAUGCGACUCUCGACAACUUGCUCAUCACACUGCCCAGUUGUGGUCACUUUUUCACAGUCGAAACACUGGAUGGCGUUUGCUCUAUCGGCGAUUUCUACACGUGUGGCGAGAGUGGCUGGAUUGGCUUAAGAGCCCCUCAGAAUUCCUCAGGCGAAAGACGGAAACCACCUGUGUGCCCCACAUGUCGCACGGCGAUUACAUCCCCUCGUUACGGCCGUGUGUUCAAGUCCGCCGACCUAGAUAUCUUGGAGAACAACGUCAUAUCUCGAAUGUCCCGGCAACUUAGCUCUAUCCAGAAAUCACUCUCUGGAGUUAACAAAUCUGAAGUUGAGAGACAGCUGAUGGAUGCGUUAACAAACGUUGUAUCUGUUUCGUCCGUGCCCUGUCCCAGAAGCGUGCUAAAGGAUGAUCGUCGUGCUCGAGAGAAGAUUCUUACUGAGAUUCGGAGCUCACCUUUGCCUUCAAAAUAUCUGAUUCCCACCGAAACGCUCUUCACAAUUUCACCUGCUAUAGCAUCCAUCUGGAAGAAAGUUACUCAGCCUUUAAUACAGAUUUAUAGCCAAGCAACCAAAGUUGCCAAUACGCGAUCGGCACAUCUACGUGCAUGGGAAUCCGCUUUCUCUUUCCUCUAUCAGCAGGAAAUGGAACUCGCAGUUGCGGACCCCGGUCGAGCACCAAGACGACUGAAGGAGCAUGCUUUGCGAAUGGCCCGAAUGAAUGUUGGACAACCCCAGCCUCGCGGAGACAAGAGGUUCCUUGUGGAAGCUAUUUGGGCAACCCUGCAUAUUCGUUUCUAUCUGGCAGACUUGGCUCGGCUAUGGCUGGAAGGCAUUGGGGGGAAGAGAGACUACUCUCCACAGCAAAAACAAAUGUGGGCUUGCUAUGCCCUUUUCAUCCUAAACUCUUGCGCACAAGAUGUCCGGAUUGCAUUGGACAUAGCCGAAGAAUCCGAAGGACGGCGUCAAAUAACAAGGACCAUGGUUUUACUCAUGAGAGUAGAUCUUGAGCGCUUUCGCCUCAAUCUAGAAAUAAUGCGCCAAAGCGGCAAGCUGGGAGAAGAACGACGCAGGCUUGCUGACGAUGCACUAGAAAAAAAAGAAAUCGCGGAUCAACAUGUUCAUGACGUCUACAAGGCACAUUGCGCCCGCCUUCCCCAAGAUGGUGAAGAGUGGAUAAAAACCCACUUUCUGGAAAUAGCAACAACCAUUCGAGAUGAAUGGGCGAAUAUCGAAAAAAGCGUUCGGGCUGAAACCUUUUAUCAGCCGGUGUCACUGGAAGAGAAGAUUGCAAUUGUGAAGGCUUUGGACUUUUCUCACACUGGCCACUUUUACAAUUGUCCCAAUGGCCAUACUUUUGUGAUUACUGAGUGUGGAGGAGCAAAUAUGCGGUCGACCUGCCCAGAGUGUGGUGCCGGCAUCGGCGGCGCAAAUCACAACCUCGAUUCUCAAAACACCCGCGCAAUGGAUUUUGAAGAAGUCGCUCGACAACAAGGCGCGGCACGUAGUCCAUUUACGUGGGGUGUUUAA